Messenger RNA from Marmota flaviventris (yellow-bellied marmot), 937 nucleotides. The record is from RefSeq and is a predicted model, not a curated record. NCBI's taxonomy places the organism in Eukaryota, Metazoa, Chordata, Mammalia, Rodentia, Sciuridae.
GAGCGAGGCCGAGACCCCCAGCACCCCGGGGGAGUUCGAGAGCAAGUACUUCGAGUUCCACGGCGUGCGGCUGCCGCCCUUCUGCCGCGGGAAGAUGGAGGAGAUCGCCAACUUCCCGGUGCGGCCCAGCGACGUGUGGAUCGUCACCUACCCCAAGUCGGGCACAAGCCUGCUGCAGGAGGUUGUCUACCUGGUGAGCCAAGGGGCCGACCCCGACGAGAUCGGCCUGAUGAACAUCGACGAGCAGCUCCCGGUCCUGGAGUACCCCCAGCCAGGCCUGGACAUCAUCAAGGAACUGACGUCUCCCCGCCUCAUCAAGAGCCACCUCCCCUACCGCUUCCUGCCCUCCGACCUCCACAACGGUGACUCCAAGGUCAUCUACAUGGCUCGGAACCCCAAGGACCUGGUGGUGUCCUACUACCAGUUCCACCGCUCGCUGCGGACCAUGAGCUACCGGGGCACUUUCCAGGAGUUCUGCCGGAGGUUCAUGAACGACAAGCUGGGCUACGGCUCCUGGUUUGAGCACGUGCAGGAGUUCUGGGAGCACCGCAUGGAUGCCAAUGUGCUCUUCCUCAAGUACGAAGACAUGCACCGGGACCUGGUGACCAUGGUGGAGCAGCUGGCCAGAUUCCUGGGUGUGUCCUGUGACAAGGCCCAGCUGGAGUCCCUGAGCGAGCACUGCCACCAGCUGGUGGACCAGUGCUGCAACGCGGAGGCCCUGCCUGUGGGCCGGGCACAUUGCCUCUUUGCUCAGAAGAUCUCCUUGAGCUGGUGAGAGCGCAGGGCUCGGGUAGCCAGCCGCAUUGCUUAAAUUUGAUUCAUAUCACAGCAUAAAUUGUCUUGAUUCCAAAUCCUAAACCAGGGCGGGUCGGGCUGUGGAAGGACAUCUUCACCGUCUCCAUGAACGAGAAGUUCGAUCUUGUGUAUAAACAGAAGA